Messenger RNA from Callorhinchus milii (elephant shark), 8677 nucleotides. RefSeq names its product microtubule associated monooxygenase, calponin and LIM domain containing 3a (gene mical3a). Gene Ontology annotation, molecular function: FAD binding; protein binding. The transcript is spliced from 44 exons. Bases 226 to 6804 code for a protein of 2192 amino acids. The record is from RefSeq and is a predicted model, not a curated record. Lineage: Eukaryota; Metazoa; Chordata; Chondrichthyes; Chimaeriformes; Callorhinchidae.
GUCGGUGUGCUGUGCGGUGCUGUGCGGUGGUCUCGGUGGCGGGAGCUCUGGCCGCUGUGCCCAGUGACAUGAGGAAUGUUUCGGGUGCGGAGCCAUCUGCCAUCUCCCCGCCGCGGCCUCGCUAUCCCGGGGGUGACCGUCCCCUCACACUCACUGUUUAUGAUGAACGAGAGGUGAGGUGAAGUCACCCUCCAUUGCACUGUCUGAGCAGAGUGUUCUGUGACCAUGGGAGACAGCAAGAAGCCACUGGACAACCUGAGCCAUGUCCUGUAUGACCGCUUCAUCCAGGCCACCACCUGCAAAGCCACCUUUCAUGGGUUCCAGGAGCUGUGCAAGAACCUGGAUCUUGAAAUCCCUGACUACCCCAACUUCUUCACCAAACUCAAGGCCAAACUCAACUACUGGAAAGCAAAAGCUAUCUUUGCUAAACUGGACAAGCGAGCAAGUCACAAGGACUACAAGAAGGGCAACGCCUGUGCUGACACCAAGUGUAUGGUGAUCGGAGCUGGUCCCUGUGGCUUGCGCAUAGCCAUCGAAUUAGCAUUCCUUGGAGCCAAAGUCAUCCUGGUUGAAAAGCGGGACACGUUUUCCCGCAACAACGUGCUGCAUCUCUGGCCAUACACCAUUGUCGACCUACGCAACCUGGGCGCCAAGAAAAUCUAUGGCAAGUUCUGUGCUGGAGCCAUCGACCAUAUCAGUAUCCGACAGCUACAGCUGGUGCUGCUGAAGUUGGCCCUGAUCAUGGGCAUCGAGAUCCAUCUAAACAUAGAAUUCCGUGGACUCAUUCCACCCAGAGGCACCGGGAAUACACCUUUGGGUUGGAGAGCGGAUUUGAAACCUUCCGACAGCUCUGUGGCAGAUUUCCAGUUUGAAGUUAUAAUUGGUGCAGACGGGCGGAGGAACACUCUGGAAGGGUUUCGGAGGAAAGAGUUUCGUGGCAAGUUAGCAAUCGCCAUCACAGCCAACUUCAUCAACCGACACACCAGAGAGGAGGCAGCGGUGGAGGAGAUCAGCGGCGUGGCAUUUAUCUUCAACCAGAAGUUCUUCCAGGACCUGCGGGAGGCCACAGGUAUCGAUUUAGAGAACAUUGUUUACUACAGAGAUGAUACGCACUACUUUGUGAUGACUGCCAAAAAGCCUAGCCUCCUGAGUAAGGGCGUCAUACUCCAGGAUUACCCUGACACAGACAGGUUGCUUUCCCGGAAUAACGUGGAUCAGGAUGCACUGCUGAACUACGCCAGGGAGGCAGCCGACUUCUCCACCAAUCAACAGCUCCCCCGCCUGGAUUUUGCCAUUAACCACUAUGGGCAGCCUGACGUGGCCAUGUUCGACUUCACGUGCAUGUAUGCUUCAGAAAAUGCCUCAUUGAUCCGGGAGGAGAGCGGACAGCGUUUGCUGGUGACCCUGGUUGGGGACAGCUUAUUGGAGCCGUUCUGGCCAAUGGGAACUGGCAUUGCCCGAGGAUUUCUGGCUGCGUUCGAUUCUGCCUGGAUGGUGCAAAAAUGGGCACAGGACACAAACCCCUUGAGCAUUGUGGCAGAGAGGGAACUGAUUUACAGAUUGUUGCCUCAGACAACGCCACAGAAUAUCAAUAAGAACUUCAACCAGUACAGCAUUGACCCCAGCACCCGCUACCCGAAACUCAAUCUCCAGAUCACUUCAACUGAUCAGGUCCGGCACUUGUAUAAUCCCGGUCAGGGGAAAGAGUUGGAAGUCCAACUUCCUCGCACCCCAUCCAUCAAGCCCAAUGAAAGCAUGGCCCGUGCCCACAAACUGCUCACCUGGUGCCAGAAGCAGACGCAGGGUUACAAGAAUGUCAAUGUAGUUGAUCUGACUUCUUCGUGGAAAAGUGGCCUGGCGCUCUCCGCCAUCAUCCAUCGCUAUCGACCAGACCUAAUAGAAUUUGACAGUCUGGAUGAAAAAGAUGUGGAGAAGAACAAUCAGAUGGCAUUUGACUUGGCAGAACACGAGUUUGGAAUCUCUCCGAUCAUGACAGGGAAGGACAUGGCGUCUGUGGAGGAGCCGGACAAGCUCAGCAUGGUCAUGUACCUGACCCAAUUUUAUGAGAUGUUGAAGGACGUGACCCCUGAAGAAUACCUGCAGGGCUUUCAUCAAAAAUCUGAUAAUCUGCCUGGGAAAUCACCAAUCUCCUUCCUGAGCAAACUGGGACAAAGUCUUAGCAAGCGUGUGAAGGAUAACACUGAAGAAGUUGCUAGUGUAGGACAGUUGAGAACAAAAUUUCAGCGAGAUCAGAGAAAUGUUAAAAGACAGGGACCUAGAAAAGCAAGCAACCUGCAAGCGUUACUGCAGCAAGACACAGAGAGAAGUAAACAACUAGUUAGCAGGACCAAGCCAUUCGACACAGAAGAUGAAGAUUGUCGUCCUGAGAAGCCAGUUGAUGUAAAGUCUGUGCUGUCAAAAUUCGAGGUGAAUGCUCCUGGCCCAUCUUCAGCCUUUAAAAGACAGCGUCCGCACCUCCCCCAUAAGGAACGCCUUCUCCAGCGACCUGGCGGCAGGCAAAGGAACCCCUCACGGCUUGCUCCUGCACCACAGUGGAGACAGGGCAGAGAUCCAAGCCGAUCUGGAACAUGUCCCAAGAAGAUAAUCUCCCUGUCCUCGCCUCAGUCUCCCGCUCACCCCUGCUGCCGACAGGACAUGGAUAUACUCUCUGAGGAUGUGUGUGCCGAUAAGUGGCAACAACCGAUUAGAUGCAGCCCCUCAGCUCCUCCCUCUUUGCCUUCCCGCAGUGCAUACCGUGAGGGAUGUAGCAGGCUUUACACAGGGGGUGUCAGUUCACUGGCACAACAGAUCACCAGUCAGCUUCACCGCCAAGAUGUGCCUGGGCCAUUCCAGGAGAAACGGGUCCUGCCAUCGAUGAGGAUGCCUGUCUCUCAGUAUAUGGGUGACAGUGACGUGUGCUACUUCUGUGGAAAGCGGGUGUACGUCAUGGAGCGUUUGAGCGCAGAAGGUGUUUUUUUCCAUCGAGGCUGCUUCAAAUGUAACUACUGCGGCACCACCCUGCGGCUCUCCUCCUACGCCUUCAACCCGAAUGAUGGAAACUUUUACUGCAAACCUCAUUACCGUCAGUCUUCAACCAGGAAGCGACCAGCAGAGGCUACAUCUCGGUUCCGGGAAAAAGCGUCUGCCCGUCCGCGCCCGACUCUGAUAUCCUCUGGAAUGGGCCAUUACCAGACCGCCUGCCAGGAAGACUCCCCAGCUGCUGUGGAAGAGCCCAGUCAGCCGAAGCGUCUGCGUGGCACGCCGGAGAGGAUUGAGCUGGAGAACAUCCGGGUCUCCCUGGAACGUGAAGAGGAGCUUGAGGAAGUGCCUGAGGAGACCCUCGCUGAGCACAACUUGAGCAGUGGUCUGGGGAAAGGCAGCCAGGAGCCUGCGAGCAGCAGUUCUGAAUCAGAGAUGGAGGAGCAGGAAGAGGAGGAAGAUGAAGAGGAGGAGGAAGAGGAAGAAGGUGAGGAGUUGCCACCAUCAGACCUGGGUGGAGUUCCAUGGAAUGAGGCAGUGAGGAGACAUCAGCUGCUGAAAGGCACAGCUGGGGUAGACACAGAUCCUGAGGCCGAGGAAGAGUCUGAAUCCAGCGAAGAGGGGGAGUACAGCCCCUGGGAGAAGGAGCUCCAGUUCGGACUCUGGCUUCGUCGCCUGUCCGAUGAAGAGGACGGUCUUCCGUUCCGAGCUUCGAGCCUGCGGGUGCAGCAGAUUGUCAACCCCAUCGACCCAUUCGAUAUCAAAGCAGACGUGCACUGGACACACAUCAGAGGCGAGGAAGAUGCAGCCUCCCCCAGCAGCCCUCCCUCCGCAGCAUCCAGCGCUCCCUCAGUUCGGAACGAAGCCGUGCGGGCUUGGUUGGAGUCUCUGUCCGGAGUCCCGGAGGAUGACAAUGAGCUGGAGUCGUGCCCUGAGCUGGCAUGGGAUGAGGGAGCAGGGGGCGAGGACAAUGAUAUUGCAUCAGAUGCAGAGGCCGAGAGUCUGUUAGCUACAGACCAGCACAGGCUGGAGGAGGCCGAGCAGGAGGACGGGAGCGAGGAGAUGGAGCACCCAGGGAGGAUGGGUACAUCUGAAGGAAUGAGCCCAGCAGAAUCACCAGUUGGGGACAGGCCUCUACAACCAUUAGUCUGUACCAAGCCGGAGUCCUCUCAGGAUGAGGGAGAGCUCGUAUCUCCCCUUAAAUCUCCUGGCUUCCCAUUCCCGGUACCGUUCCUGCUCGGAUCUGCAGGUCUGGAGCCCAGGUCUGGGAGUUCUCAGCAAGCCACCAGCGCGAUCCUUGCUGUCCUCCCAAUCCGUUCACAGCCUGCGCCCAGCAUCCCAGAUGCUGCUUCGCAAAAUAGGCAAAUCCAGCCUCAGUCACUCACUGGCUCUGAGGUGGCGAGUCCCGGUCAGUCCCCUGUAUGUUCCCAACCAUUGUCCUCACCAGAAGCAUCUAAUCCAACCUCUUCUCAGUCGCCAGUUAGGUCCCAGCCAGUCUUCACCACGUUGAUGUCCACUCCGGCAAAUGACAACACAGUCAGGAUUAGCCUGGGCGAGUGUGAUCACAAGCUCGCUCGCCGGACCUUCUCAGACGAAGAGCAUGUCUCCAAGUUGGACACCAUUGAUGAGUUUUGGUUGAAAAGCAUGGAAAUAAGGAAGAGCCUCGGGGUGAGACCUGCGGACAGAUCGGGCAGCUCGGAGACCAGCUUCACCCUGUCCACCCCAGAGUCCACGUCCCCAAGGUCCUUCACCCCCGAGGAGACACCCGAAGAGCACAAGAGACCGCAACCCAUCAUCAGAACCCCAACUCUCACCAUGGCUGAAAGGCAGAGGCUUCCGGGCUUAACAUCCACUGCCAGUGAAACCCGGAGCGUGAUCAGCGCCCCCAAGGACCUGACCAGCACCUCCGGGCUGGGACUGAACGGCAGCCUAACCCUGACCGUGACAGGCACCAGUGAUAGCUUCAACAACUCAGACAUCAUGCUCACACCGCCCUCCAGCCCGCCCCCGCCACCCCCCGCUGAUGAGGAGCCGGCCACCCUCCGCAGGAAGAAGCACUAUGCUGAUUGGCAGGCCCAGACCCAACCCUCCCCACUAUCCGCCCCCGGCACCUCGUCUCCGUCCCCAGCGCCACCGAGGCCCAACGAUGUGAGAAAGUCGCUGGCCGAGAGCAUCGACGAGAUUCCUUUUGCUGACGACGUGGAGGACACGUAUGAGGACAAGACCCCCGACAGUAGCCUGCAAGAGAGAUUCUACACUCCGCCCAGCGGCAAGCCCAGAGCAGACAAGCUUCCUGACCUACCCUUGUCCCAGGCUUCGCCAUCGCCGGGAACCAUCCUCAGCCGGCGCUCCCUGCCCCAGAUCUCGCCCGAGGCCAAGGAAGUGGCUGAGGAAAGGAUGAGAGCACGGGAGAAGUCAGUGAAGAGCCGGGCACUCCGGGAUGCCAUGGCCAAACAGUUGAGUAAGAUGAAGGACAUGGAGGUGGUGAGUGAGGCCAGACCCCGGCCAAACCUCCCCAUGUCCUCGACGCCCAGGGAGCUCGAGCUUGAAGCCGAAACGCUAAAGCCCCAGGUCUUCUGGCUGAAGGACAGCCACCGGCUGCUGCAGGAAACGCCGGUGGACAGGCAACCUGGCCGGUCUCAGGACCAGGGCUCGGCAGCCUCCUCGGACAGCUCGGCCAGUAAAAGCAAGAAGCGGAGUUCGCUGUUUUCGCCGCGCAAGAAUAAGAAAGAGAAAAAAUCCAAGACGGACGGCACACUGCCUGACAGAGCUGGAACCAGCCACGAGGAGGCCACCAAACCUAGGUCAAUUUGGAAGUCCGUCUUCUCCGGCUACAAAAAGGACCGGAAGAAGAAAGAAGAGAAAGGGUGUUCCAGCUCCCCAUCCAGCUCCACCACCAUGGACUCCGGCAGGAAGCAGACCACUGACAUUCUCCGCACCGCAGCAGAGCUCCAGUUGCGACGACACCUCAGUUUCUCGGAGGACUCAGACCUGUCCAGUGACGACAUCCUGGAGCGCACGUCACAGAAAUCCAAGCGUGAGCUGGUUGACAUAUUUGACCAUGUGUCAGAUUGGCACAGAAGGAAGGAAGAGUCUAUGUAUGUUCCACAUGCCUUGGCAUUCAAGAGAUCAUACACAUCAAAGAAACCCUACACCGAGGAAGAGCUGAACGCUAAGCUAACUCGCAGGGUGCAGAAAGCUGCUCGCAAACAAGCCAAGCAGGAGGAGCUGAAGAGGCUGCACAGAGCACAGAUCAUCCAGAGGCAGCUGGAGCAGGUGGAGGAGAAGCAGCGGGAGCUGGAGGAGCGAGGUGUGGCCGUGGAGAAGGCACUGCGAGGGGAAGCAGACUAUUGGGGAGAGUCUAGUUACACUGAUAUCAUCGACUUGCACCUGGGUGUUGAGCCCUCUGUCGGAACUCCUCGCCGAAGAGCCCUUUCCUUCUGCCCUUGCUGCGCCCACGAUCGAGGAAUGGGAAAGAAAGACGACCCCCGACUCAUGCAAGAGUGGUUUAAAUUGGUCCAAGAGAAGAACACAUUGGUGCGGUAUGAGUCUGAGCUGAUGAUAUUUGCGCGAGAGCUGGAGCUGGAGGAUCGGCAGAGCAGGUUACAGCAGGAGCUGCGAGAACGCAUGGCCAUCGAUGACAAUCUGAAGAGCAGUGCGGAGCUGGGAGAGGAGAAGAGGAUCCUGAACGAGAUGCUGGAGGUGGUGGAGCAGCGGGACUCACUUGUCGCUCUUCUGGAGGAACAACGGCUCCGGGAGAAAGAGGAGGACAAGGAUCUGGAGGCUGUGAUGCUUACAAAAAGCUAUAACUUGAACUGGUCAUAACCCCUGCUGCAACUUCAGCCCACACCCUGCCAAAGGCAGACCUUGCGUAGAUGCUGCUGGUGGGUGGGGAGCAGAAUGUCAAGCAAUUGCUGGGAUAUGGAAAAAGUAAUCUGGGAACUCAGGUGACCCAGAAGGAGUGAAGGCAACACAGGUACCAGCGGGGAUGGGAGGAGACCACUUUGUGUGACAAGCUCGAUGCUGGAGAAUUUGUGAAAGGCCCGAGGUGAUUUUCUGACAUUACCUACGCGAGAGCUGUGUCCGUGACCCCGUUAUAAGGUGAUCGACCUUCUGAGUUUUGACGAAGGUUGAAAGGACCCUCCCUGUCAUUUCCUGGCACUGAGAGGCCGGCCUAGCAGUCUGGGACAGAACAGCCAUGCUAUACCAGUCUGGUACACAUGCUCACAUAGAAGUUACACAUACAAUACUCACAAUGAGGCUGUGCUGUAUCUGUCUGUUACUAUUACACGCCCCCUCGUGGAGGCCAUGCUAUACCCGUCUUUUGGGUAGGGGAGGGGGGAGUGAAAAGAGAAAAAAAGCACUGCCACGUAAGUUUUCCUGUUAUUCCCACUCGAUCUCCCCCACCCCAUUAGAUUCUUCCACCGAAGGGCAAACACGCAUGACCUUGCCUGACACUUUCGAGUGGCAGUGACACAGUUGCUGGGAGCCAGGGGAUGCUCACACACACACACACACACACCCCAUCCCAACCUGCCACCAAUGCAGUGUUUCGAGCACUGGUAGAGUGCAGAGCAGUGCGGCUGUUUGCUCCACACAUCACAGAUGUUGGGCAGUGCAGGUAAAACCUGUGCAGUUACUCCAGUGAAUGCAUCAAUUUCCUGCCUAAAACAUUCUUAAGGUGGCAACAUCCACGUGAAGUUGGGUGGUCAGGGAGCCAGAAAGACGCUGCCACACCCAACAGCAUCGGUUGUGCAAGUUAAACGUGACACAGCCAUUCCCAGGGCAACCAGCCUUGGUGUGGUUGAAAAUGCAGUGCUUACAAACCAAAAGUCUCGGUUGCUUUCUGCUCUUAGACCAGAAAAUGACUGCCAAAGGUCAGAACAUGAGUCACCAAGGCAGCCUUUGAUGAAGGACAAUAUUGAAUAAGGUUUUGGGAGGCUCACUUGUCUGUGCCCUUUUAGAUCCUGCGAGACAAUCUCAUCUCCAAUAAACAGUCCCAGCUUCUGGGUUCUCCCCUCACUAGCCGUGAGGCCCAAUGCCAGGCACUAAUAGAGUUGCAUUACCCCCAUACCCUUUUUUGUUCCCCCCAAAUUGUGUUUCAUGACAAAUCCUGCAAUUUCAGGUCACAAAUUGUAAGUGGCAACAAAUGUAGCAAAUCCUGAAUUUUCAAUCCCCAUCAUGACGUUUAUCAGAAGUGUAACAAGCGCUGGGUAGUGGAGGACAGGCAUACCGUGCUGUGUUUGCUUGUUAGCUUGUUAUGCUCAUGGUGGAAGCGGAACAGUGCGUCACUCCACUGUUGUCUUUUAUGCUCAGUGUUAUUUCACAGUUUGCAAGUUGCACGCGUGUGUGUGUAUACAUGCAUGAGUGUGUCCCGACAGAGAUUGCAUGGGGCAGAGGCAGAAAAUAAUGUAUUGGGUAAAUCCUGUGGAAGACAAUGAGAAAUGUAAUUAUGAACUUUUUUUUGUAAAGGAGGGUUGAUUUCAGGAGGGGAGAGAAUGUGUGCACCUCUUUCAAAACAAGCUGGAGUGUAAACCAGAAUGGAAGGAGAUUAGAACAGGGGACGGACAGACAGGAUUCUUCCGUCCCUAUGAGCGCCACCCUGGGGAGGGAGGUAGCUGAGAGUGUUGAAUGUGUUCUUACUGGGAACAUUAUUUUCAAUUUAAUUGUACCAGUAUUUUAUAUCUUUUAAAUAAAU